This is a messenger RNA of Lottia gigantea (owl limpet), 725 nucleotides long. RefSeq lists its product as hypothetical. Lineage: Eukaryota; Metazoa; Mollusca; Gastropoda; Lottiidae. Gene Ontology annotation, molecular function: SH3 domain binding. The transcript has 5 exons. Gene Ontology annotation, biological process: signal transduction. The record is from RefSeq and is a predicted model, not a curated record. The coding region runs from base 291 to 725 and encodes 144 amino acids.
AACUCGAGCUUAUUCGAUUCCAAUAAUAUCUUGAAGAUUUCUUCUGUAUUGUUUAUAAUGAUGUAAUUAGUGACCAAUAAUAAAUUGCAUAUUUAUAGAAUAUAUGUGUGAAUGAAUACUGAAUUUUUUUACCCGUUACAACAAGUAAGAAUAUACACAAACUCUUCAUAUAUAAAUGGGAGAAUAUAAUACACACGAAGAAGGAAGUGAAAUAAAACUUGACAGUAAAUAUGGACUUCAUAUAUUAUUUGUGUGAUCUGGUUACACCACACUAGUUUAAAGGAAUCAGAAUGUCUAAAGGAGAAACGAUCAGAAACCACACUGUUUCUAAAACCUUAUCUGUCCCACUUAGAUUUAUAGGGGCUCAAGAGUUAAUGAGCACAGCUCCCAAUGCAUACAGUGGUUUCUUAGCAAAACGUGGCAGAAGAGAACGUUUAGUAGAGCGGUUUAAUCUGCCUAACAAAGCUAUUUUUAAUGAUAUCAAAAAAUGGAGAAAGCGGUUUAUAAUUAUAUCACAAGGUUGUGUUUAUAUAUAUGAUAAAGAAAUUUCCAGUAGACCACAUCAAUCCUUUCCGUUAUAUGGAUACAACAGAAUUUCAAAGAUGGGGUCCGACCAUGAUGCGUUCACCUUCAGGUUAGAAGGUAAAAAUGGGGGCGGUUUUAAAAUAUAUUAUUUUUCUACAGCAACAGAUGAAGAAAGAAAGGUAGAUUUACAUAAUUAUUAA